Messenger RNA from Caenorhabditis bovis, 891 nucleotides. The record is from the annotation of a GenBank genome assembly. Lineage: Eukaryota; Metazoa; Nematoda; Chromadorea; Rhabditida; Rhabditidae.
AUGUUUGCGUCGAUUGUCGACAAGGUGCAGACGUCGACGAACUCGUUGGCGUCGACGAUGUCGCAAGCGUCGUCCGAUGAGAUCGCGCCGUAUUUGGGCAAAAUCGGGCGGCGAUUGUCGAUGCCGCUCGGCAAUGUGCGCCAGAGUUCGCAGCGUCGCCUAUCGCAAAUGGUGUCGGCGAUUGGCGAAGUCAUCGAUCAGGAGAUUCUCAUGAGCAAUAAUCAAGGCGAGAAAACGGCGGCGCCGAUUUUCGGCUCAUCGCUACUCAAUCGCGAAUGGGAGCUCGUCACCGUGUCGGAGAUGUGUCGGCGAUUGUCGCUCGAUCAGGAGCCGGAGAUGCCGAUACCGGACGGCGCCGAGACGUCGCAAAUUCUCGACGAGAUUAUGAUUCGACAGGUCAUGGACAUUCUGCCGCCGCGCGCUGAAGGCUAUCCGUGGGUGCAGAUUUACAGUUCGGAGAAGCACGGAUUCUCGUUGGCGACACUCUACAGAAAAAUGGCCAAAUUCGACGAAGACCUCUCGCCGGUGCUUCUCAUCAUUCGCGACACGAAGGACCACGUGUUCGGCGCCGUCGUCUCGUCGGCGAUUCGCCCGUCGGACCACUACACCGGCACCGGCGACAGUUGCCUGUUGUGGCGUUUCACCGGCGAGUUGCCGAAUUGCCGCGAGUUGCGCCAUUACGCGUGGACCGGCGAGAAUCAGUUUUUCGUCAACGCCGCCAAAGACGCGUUGUCGAUCGGCGCCGGCUCGGGACGAUACGGCGUCUGGCUCGAUGCCGAUUUGAACCACGGCCGCUCGCAGCGUUGCGAGACCUUCGAGAACGAGCCGCUGUGCGGCGACAACGAGGACUUUGUGAUUCAGUUCAUGGAGGCUUACGGCUUCCGAAUGUAA